Dendronephthya gigantea is the source of this 1590-nucleotide messenger RNA. RefSeq names its product serine/threonine-protein kinase D1-like. Gene Ontology annotation, biological process: protein phosphorylation. The record is from RefSeq and is a predicted model, not a curated record. Gene Ontology annotation, molecular function: ATP binding; protein serine/threonine kinase activity. Lineage: Eukaryota; Metazoa; Cnidaria; Anthozoa; Malacalcyonacea; Nephtheidae.
GUCGACAAGUUAAGAUUCCCGACGAAACAGGCAACCCAACUAAAGAACGAGGUGUCCAUUCUGCAGGAAUUACAUCAUCAAGGAGUGGUUAACUUGUAUCACUUUUUCGAAACACCUGAAAAGAUCUUUGUGGUGAUGGAGAAAUUAAAAGGUGAUAUGUUGGAGUUGAUUUUAUCCAGCACAAAGGGAAGAUUGACAGAAAGAUGUACAAAAUUCUUAAUAUUCCAGAUUUUAAUAGCUUUAAAGCAUUUGCAUUCGAGAAACAUCGUCCAUUGCGAUUUGAAACCAGAGAAUGUUCUCUUAUCACAGAAUUGUUCUGAUUGCGGGUUUCCGCAGAUUAAACUGUGCGACUUCGGCUUCGCCCGUAUCAUUGGCGAGAAAUCAUUUCGUCGCUCGGUCGUCGGAACACCCGCUUAUCUCGCGCCUGAAGUGUUACGUAACAGAGGAUAUAAUAGAUCCAUUGAUAUGUGGUCCGUUGGAGUCAUUAUUUAUGUUAGUCUUAGUGGAACAUUUCCAUUCAACGAGGAAGAAGAAAUCGCCGAUCAAAUUAAGAAUGCUGCGUUCAUGUAUCCGUCAGAUCCGUGGCAAGAAGUUUCCAAAGAAGGCAUCGAUCUCAUCAAUAGACUUCUUCAAGUUGACAAGCGGUACCGACUGUCGUGUGACAAAUCACUUGGUCAUCAUUGGUUGCAGGAGUACCAAACAUGGCUCGAUUUACGAAGUCUUGAAGGGAUCGUCGGUGAACGAUAUCUUACACACGAGAGUGAUGAUGAACGUAUGGAGGCACAUCGCUUACGACUUGAAACUCCUCGAGCAAACAAUCAUUACCAAAACUCUAUGACUGGAGCCCAGUCUCCAAAGGGAAAACUCCAAACGGCCAUGAGCUAUGUAUAACUCAAGGAGACCCCAUUUCAAAAUUGAGCAAUCGAACUUUUGGCCUCAACAAGGCCGAAGCAGGGGGUUUCUUGCUCAUAAAUCACCUCUUAUAAACCUCAUUGCUAAUGAUCAGUUUUAUCAUAGUUUUACCUCAAAAUCCAGCAGCGCAAAUACUUAUCUAAGAAAUCUCAAAUUCUCAUAUUUUAGCACUAGAAACGCUUAAUGUAUGGUUAUGGGUAUGCGUCUUCACUGAAUUAAGGGCAAGGAGAUGGUAUGAUGUUCAGUGAAGGCAUUUGCAGUUCAAAGCAUAUUGCAAAAAUCUUUCCUUUUGUAAAAAGGAAUGGUGCAGUGGAUACAUUAUGCGUUUCUAGUAACGAUCAAUCGUUAAGACUUGUACAUUUUCAAGAUUUCAAGAUGUUGCUAUUUUUCCUGUCUUCUACCAUCCUAAUUAGUAGGGUAUGCUCAACCCCCACCCAAUUUUAAUAGUUGUCUUGAUCCUAAAUCUAUCUUGGGCAAUAAAUCUUGUAUUAUCAAAUAUAUAUCAAAGCAAGGAUUUACAAGAAAAAAGCAAUCCUGUCUAGGUUAUAUUGCAUUUGAAAGGAUUAUUAAGACAGAACAUAUUUUAAGAUGCAUAAUAUUACAGAAUAAAGGCCAUUUUUUAUUGUAUCAUAAUUAUUACCCUGCACAGAAUGUAAAUUUUACACAAUUUCAUAAAUA